Molecule: messenger RNA, 1320 nt
Organism: Mollisia scopiformis
Lineage: Eukaryota; Fungi; Ascomycota; Leotiomycetes; Helotiales; Mollisiaceae
Product: Nucleotidylyl transferase
Exons: 1
Coding region: 121-1269 (382 amino acids)
Biological process (GO): pantothenate biosynthetic process
Molecular function (GO): pantoate-beta-alanine ligase activity
Source: RefSeq, a predicted model, not a curated record
CGAACUUCGCUGUAGUAACUAUCAUGAUCCAUAUCGACUGCUGCCUUCAGCAUGGACCCUGAGAGGGCCAUUUUCGAUCCUCUUGGUUACUCUCGUUAUCAAUUGUGACUCAUUUUCAUCAUGGCUUUCAAAAUCACCAAGAUGCCGCUCAUUCAGGGCCCCAAAUUGAGCUCCUCGAAGCUCUUCAGCUACGCCCGAUCCUUUUCUACCUCUGAGAUUCUGCGAGCACGAAUCAGGGACACGAUGAUCCCCAAUACAAGUAUCAGAGUGUUCCGCGAGAUUCCUGCGCUUCGUCAAUGGCGUCGCAAACAACUUCUCGACUACCGAUCCGUUGGUCUUGUGCCCACCAUGGGAGCCCUGCACGAAGGCCAUUUGUCGCUCAUUCGUAUCGCAGCCAAAGAGAAUUCGUCUGUUGUUGUCAGUAUCUACGUCAAUCCGACUCAAUUCGGUGUUCACGAGGAUCUGGAUAGCUAUCCUAAGACAUGGGAGAAAGAUGUGGAGAUGCUCAAAGAUCUUGAUAGAGAGCUUGCCGCUGAUGGUGGGAAUCUGGGCAAGAUUGCUGCCGUUUUUGCGCCGACGACGAACGAGAUGUAUCCGAGUGGACGACCUAGCCAGGAAAUCGAUGGCAAAGGAAGUUUCAUCACAAUUACACCCGUUGGAGAAGUCUUAGAGGGUGCAAGUAGACCUACUUUCUUUCGAGGAGUAGCUACUGUUUGCAUGAAGUUAUUCAACAUUGUCACACCGGAAAAGGUCUAUUUUGGACAGAAAGAUGUUCAGCAGACAGUUGUCAUCAAGAAAAUGGUCAAGGAUUUCUGCUUGGAUACACAAGUGGUUGUUGGAAACACAAAGAGGGAACCAGAUGGAUUGGCAUUGAGCUCGAGAAAUGUUUAUCUCGGUGCAAGGAGAAGGAAUGUUGCUACCAUCCUCUCGAAAGUCUUGAGAACAGCCCAGACUGGAUAUCUUCGAGGGAAGCGGUCGAGAGAAGAACUUCUGGGACCUGCAAACGAGUUGGCCAAGUUGUUAUUGAAGGAGCAAUUCCAGCUGAAGCCUGAAGAGCGAGUUCAGUUCGAAAUGGAUUAUGUCUCUUUGGCAGAUCCAGAGACCAUGCAAGAAGUCGAUGAAGUUGACGAGGCGAGAGGAGCAAUCCUGAGUGGAGCUGUCAAAAUGCUCCCUGUCGAAUCACCACAACCUGGAGAAGAUCUAGGCUUAGCUGGUGGCCCACCAGUGAGGUUGAUUGACAACAUCAUCCUCAAACCUGUUACGAAAUAAUUUUGUACAUACCCAUUUGGAUAGGAAAACAUGCAUGAGAAACUACGAGUC